This is a messenger RNA of Venustampulla echinocandica, 1620 nucleotides long. RefSeq lists its product as uncharacterized. The coding region runs from base 1 to 1620 and encodes 539 amino acids. NCBI's taxonomy places the organism in Eukaryota, Fungi, Ascomycota, Leotiomycetes, Helotiales, Pleuroascaceae. The transcript is spliced from 2 exons. The record is from RefSeq and is a predicted model, not a curated record.
AUGGCUUCCAACAUGACCAGCGCUGCUCCAGAUACUGCUUCUGCUACAGCUUCAGCUUCAGCUUCCUCGUCCUCCAGUCCUCUCGAAGUGCCAGCCAUCAUUCUGACUCCUCCGACUCCCCCUCCGACUCCGCGUCCAGCUCGUGGUCGCGCUCGAUCCCGUGCUAUCAGCUCAGCAAACCCCCUUCUCGAGCCUGUAACGCCGGAGGAGGAAAGUGUCGCCUACCUUGCUCGAGUGAUCAAUAGUGAGCGGGAAAGGGAAGCUGCUUUAUUUCUUCUCAAUCCCGGCAGCCCAGAAGUUCAGCGUGGUGUCUCUCCGGAGCGUGAAGCUUUCGAACGCGCGCAGCAACGGAGCGGUGUAUUCCAACCAGGAGGAUACCGGGGCACGUCCUUGACCUCUCAUCGUCGCUUUCGAUCUGACACCGAGGGAAAUCCACACCAUAACCAGACAGAUCUGCUUCGGUUUCCGGCUCCAACUGACCCCCAAUCAACCGCACAAUAUACGCGUGCAUCAGCCCUACGAUACCUAGCUGGACAACCUGGAAUUGGACGUUCAUCCCCCCAAAAUCUAGUCCUUACAGGUACAGAUACCGAUACCACACCUUCUACACCCACCGAACCUCAGUAUCCUUCCCCGACUCACCCCAAUCCUCGAGCUCUCCUAGUCGACGUUCCGGAUUUCCCAACAGACGUCUUCGAGGACCAGCACAGCCCGCCUAGGGUCGCUGCAACUAUCAACCGGCCCAGAAGAAUGAACUCCCAAAAUUAUAUCGAUACGCCUCAGGGCGGAUCAAACCCUCGCCAAGCACCCCCUUCCCCAUCUCAAGGAAUGGCCCAUACCAAUGGCAUGAACGGUGGCAUGAGCGCUGGCAAUGGCCUCGUUGGCUACCCCACUCCUGCUGGCCAUCAGUCAGAUCUGAAUUACGUGAUGUCUAUGGUGGAGGAACUGUCUGGCAUUCUCCGAAUCAAUCAACAGCUCACUGCGAGCGUGGUUGACAAGAUGGGGAAAGUCCGUGAAAAGGCCAAGAAUACCAACCUUAGCAAUGAUGAACUCAUCCAAGCUGUCGCUGAUGAGAUGAAUGAGGAUUCUGAGAAUCUCGAGAAAGAUAACUCCGAGCUUCGAAAGGCAUUGGAGAAGUCUGAGAAUAACAAGAAGGAGAAUUGGAAGCUUGCAGUCCACGGUGCAGAGAUCCUUGCCGAUAUCGCAGAGAAGAUGCAUCGAUUCAAAGAGCAGCACGAAGCUGACACCCUGGCGUGGCACAAGAAUUACCGGAAGCAGCUAGCUGAUGAACGCGAGGAGAAUCUCAAUCUUCGCAAUCAGAUCAAUGACAUGAAAGCUGCUGCCUGCCGAGCAAACGAAAGCCUCCGCCAGAUGCGACGCUACGUUACUGACAACGAUAAGUGGCAUGAGAUGAAAGUUGAGAACCAUCAUCUUCGGACGGAGAAGAGAUUCUGGAAGAGACUGGCUUUGCCAUUGAUCCCAGAUGAUGAUUCUGAGUGGAGUGACGAUGAUGAUCUCAUCGACCCGGAGGAGAAGCAGCGCGAGAUUGCCAAGAAGGAGAAAGAGCGGAAGGAUAAGGAGGAUGGUGGAAGUGGUGAGGACGGUGAUCAGGUCUCUUAG